AAAUAAAUACAUAAAAUACGUGAAAAAAAAAAGAAGAAAAAGGAAAGGCAGAAAGGUCAUCCCUCCCGCCUACACCUUCUCUCCAGUCGAGGUGGAGGAGGAGGAGGAGGAGGAGGAGGAGGGCGUUUGGGUGGUGAGUGGGACAUGGAAGCUUGUUCGUGCUUCUCUGGCCUCUCGGCUGCCAAGCCUAGCUUCCUCCGCUUCCAUAAGAACAUAUCUUCCUUGCGUGUUUCCAGGUAUAACAUCCCCUUGUCUCCUUCCCCUCCCUCUCUCAAGUCCAAGCCCCUCCAGAAGCAGCAAUUGCCCAUUCGGAACAGCGUCAUUGGCAGCAAUAAAAGCAAAAGCAAUAAGAGAAGGAUUCUCCUCAAGUCCAAGCCUACUAGUACUACUUCUCCUCAUCAAGAAGCAGCAGAUGCUCAGCAGCAGCAGCAGCAACAAGAAGAAGAGUUAAUCCGGGAGGAGAAGAAGGAUGGUUCGAACGUAGUCAGCGUUCGAACUCUCUAUCAGAAUGGGGACCCUCUUGGACACAAGGAUCUUGGGAAAUGCGUGGUUAGGUGGAUUUGUCUGGGGAUGAGGUCCAUGGCUUCUGACUUCGCAUCUGCUGAGGUCCAAGGUGAGUUCUCUGAGGUGAGGCAGCGCAUGGGGAUGACCAGCCUCAACUUCGUCAUCCAGGCUCAGCCUUAUCUCAAUGCUGUUCCCAUGCCCAAGGGUCUCGAGUCCAUCUGCUUGAAAGCUUGCACCCACUACCCCACUCUUUUUGACCAUUUCCAGCGUGAGCUCCGAGAUGUCCUCCAGGAUCUUCAGCGAAGAUCCCUCAUUCCUGACUGGCGCAAGACCCAGUCUUGGAAGCUGCUCAAGGAGUUAGCCUCUUCAGCACAACAUCGAGCUAUUGUUCGGAAAGUUCCUCAGUCAAAGCCUAUCCAUAGCAGCUUAGGCAUGGACCUUGAGAAGGCCAAGGUAAUACAGGGCAAGAUUGAUGACUUUGUGAAACAAAUGUCAGAUCUUCUUCGCAUUGAACGUGAUGCAGAGCUGGAAUUUACUCAAGAGGAGUUGAACGCUGUGCCUACUCCCAAUGAAAGUUCUGAUUCAUCAAAACGUAUUGAAUACUUGGUCAGCCAUGGACAAGCUCAGCAAGAGCAGUGCGAUACCAUUUGCAACCUGAGUGCAGUUAGCUCUUCUACAGGUUUAGGAGGGAUGCAUUUGGUUUUAUUCAGAGUUGAAGGGAACCAUAGGCUACCACCUACUUCCCUCUCUCCAGGAGACAUGGUUUGUGUGAGAACAUGUGAUAGCAGGGGUGCAGGCGCAACUUCCUGCAUGCAGGGCUUUGUUAACAACCUUGGGGAGGAUGGGUGUAGCAUCAGUGUGGCCUUGGAAUCACGCCAUGGUGAUCCCACCUUUUCUAAGCUCUUUGGGAAGAGUGUGCGUAUUGAUCGGAUUCCUGGAUUGGCUGAUGUUCUCACAUACGAGCGAAAUUGUGAAGCCUUAAUGCUUCUUCAAAAGAAUGGCUUGCAGAAGAAAAAUGCUUCGAUAGCUGUCAUUGCCACUCUGUUUGGAGACACAGAAAAUGUCAAGUGGCUUGAGCAGAACAAUCUGGUUGAGUGGGGCGAAGCCGACUUGGACGGGCUAUUAGAGAGUGGAAUAUAUGAUGAUUCCCAAAUAAAAGCAAUUGCAUUGGGCUUGAACAAGAAGCGACCUCUUCUGGUAAUUCAAGGGCCUCCAGGUACUGGAAAGACAGGCUUGCUUAAGGAACUGAUAGCACUUUCUGUUCAACAAGGUGAACGGGUGCUUGUAACUGCACCCACAAAUGCUGCUAUUGACAACAUGGUAGAAAGGCUUUCAGAUAUUGGAUUAAACAUUGUGCGUGUUGGUAAUCCAGCAAGAAUAUCUACAGCUGUGGCGUCGAAGUCUCUAGGGGAAAUCGUCAAUGGUAGACUUGCGACUUUCCGGAAAGAGUUUGAGAGGAAAAAAACAGAUCUAAGAAAGGAUCUGAGGCAUUGUCUGAAAGAUGACUCUCUAGCAGCGGGUAUACGUCAGCUUCUAAAACAACUUGGAAAGACAUUGAAGAAGAAAGAGAAGGAUACCGUAAAGGAAGUGUUAUCAAGUACCCAGGUUGUACUUUGCACUAAUACUGGAGCAGCUGAGCCUUCCAUCAGAAGGCUGGGCAGUUUUGAUCUGGUUGUCAUAGAUGAAGCAGGGCAAGCAAUUGAACCAUCUUGCUGGAUCCCAAUUUUACAAGGAAAGCGCUGUAUCCUUGCUGGUGAUAAAUGCCAGCUAGCUCCAGUAAUUCUAUCCAGGAAAGCUAUGGAAGGUGGGCUUGGCAUAUCUCUCUUGGAAAGGGCAUCAACUUUGCACGAAGGUGUGCUUGCUACCAGAUUGAGAAUCCAGUACCGGAUGCAUGAUGCAAUAGCCAGUUGGGCUUCGAAAGAGAUGUAUGAUGGACUAUUGCAAUCUUCUCCAGCCGUGUCCUCACAUCUUCUUGUAGAUUCUCCAUUUGUCAAGGCUACAUGGAUAACUCAGUGCCCAUUGCUCUUGCUAGAUACGCGAAUGCCAUAUGGCAGCUUGUCUGUUGGAUGUGAGGAGCAAAUGGACCCAGCCGGCACAGGCUCCUUCUAUAAUGAAGGGGAAGCAGACAUUGUUGUGCAACAUGUUUUCUCUCUUAUUUAUUCUGGAGUCUCUCCAACUGCCAUUGCAGUGCAAUCUCCUUAUGUUGCUCAAGUCCAGCUUUUGAGAGACAGACUAGAUGGGCUGCCAGAGGCUGUCGGCAUUGAGGUUGCAACUAUUGAUAGCUUUCAAGGUCGGGAGGCCGAUGCAGUAAUUAUAUCAAUGGUUCGAUCAAAUACACUGGGAGCUGUUGGCUUUCUGGGAGACAGUAGACGGAUGAAUGUAGCCAUAACCAGAGCACGCAAACAUGUAGCGGUUGUCUGUGAUAGCUCCACAAUAUGCCACAACACCUUCUUGGCUAGACUUUUGCGUCACAUUCGACGCUUUGGAAGAGUAAAACAUGCUGAACCUGGAACUUUUGGUGGAUCUGGACUCAGCAUGAAUCCCAUGUUGCCUUCCAUCACUUGAUGUCUAAAAGCAGCUCAUUUUCCAUUGAUUAUUGUAUUUUGAUUAUUUGGGAGGACAAUUGUAAGUAAGCCUUAAAAAAAAAAAAAAAAAAAAAAAAAAACUCCCCCAUCACCCUUCUCUAACAGCAGUGUGGAUUCAAUUUCAUGUCUAUUCGGGAGGAUGUGUAUUCUCUCGCCAGCACAUCCAACUAUCACCAUCCAUGUACAGGUUUCCAAUCUGUAAAAAAAGAAUACAGAUAUCUUGAAGAAGUGCAGUUCUGCAACCAUUCUGAU
Molecule: messenger RNA, 3341 nt
Organism: Magnolia sinica
Lineage: Eukaryota; Viridiplantae; Streptophyta; Magnoliopsida; Magnoliales; Magnoliaceae
Exons: 7
Coding region: 145-3069 (974 amino acids)
Molecular function (GO): 5'-3' DNA helicase activity
Source: RefSeq, a predicted model, not a curated record